Molecule: messenger RNA, 3157 nt
Organism: Phlebotomus argentipes
Lineage: Eukaryota; Metazoa; Arthropoda; Insecta; Diptera; Psychodidae
Gene: MED24
Product: mediator of RNA polymerase II transcription subunit 24
Exons: 4
Coding region: 203-3157 (984 amino acids)
Cellular component (GO): mediator complex
Molecular function (GO): transcription coregulator activity
Source: RefSeq, a predicted model, not a curated record
AGUCGAACGCUCGAAGAAGAAAGUUGUUUACAUCGGCACAGCUCAAGGAAGAAUACGGAUAUUUUCAGUUUUUUCUCGUAUCUUCGUAAAAGUGUGAUUCGAAAUAUGAUAAACACUCACUGGAGUAUCAUUUAGAUGUGAAGUUCUUUAUAAAAGUGUCAAAAUAGCCGUAGAAAAGUGAUUUCUUUCCACUAUUGGCACAAUGGUAUUCUUGAAGACAAACAUGGAUACACAGAAGACGACGAGCAAGACGAGUCUCCUGAACAGGAUGCUGAUGAAGGCGUGGCGCGAGAGAUGGACAGAUUGUCAGUGGGGCAUCAACAUCAAAACGGUUCUGCCGCGAGGAGUGAGCGGAGAUGUUUACAACCUGGCGGAUUGCAUUCUGCAGCAAGCUGUUGUUGGUUCAGGAGCCAACCAACUUGUCUUGUCGUACUUGCGACACUCUCUGUGCUCUCAUCUCGUCUCCCACGCGGCUGUGCUGAAGCGCAUCUCGAAGUACGACGGCUUGGAUAAGCCUCACUGCAUUUUUGCGCUGCUGGAGUUCCUGGAGUCCAUCAUCAGCGGAGUGACUUGUCGCGGGAAGACCGAGGAGACGAUGAUUGUCAACUCUGUGACGUCUGUCGUGCUGUGGUUGAUGCAAGUCUACGCGACGGCUGCCAGAAUGCCUUCCGGUGAGGUGUCGGGCUUUGACUGGAGCAGCAUCACGAAGAGAGUGUCAAGUGUGAUGGAGAGCAUCGUCCAGAGUCAAUUCCUGAUGGGCAUUCUGUAUCUGGGCAAGCAGGAGGAUGCUGAAUUGUUUGGCAAAAUUGGGAAGAAGUAUCAGGAGAUUGUCAGCAUGAGUGGUGUGAAGAAUUCGGGGAUUGAGGAGGCGCUCAAGAAGGUGACUUUCAUUGAAUUGAAUCAGCUGGAGAUGAUAGAAAUGGAGCCCAAAGGCGUGGAAGCCAUCACAUAUUGUCUGCAGCCUUUGCUGGCUGUUGAGGUUCUUCUGAAUCCCAGCUCAGACACGCAAAUCUAUGUGAAUCAACUGCUGAUGAUUCAGCGCCUGAAAGGAUAUUCUGCGCCAAGGCUGUAUUGCGAGCUCAUCAGGGCGUGUCUGAUCUCGCUGAACAACGUGAGUGGCCCGAACAGGGAGUCGAUGUGGUGUGCUUUCACAUUCAUCAAAGUGCCGCACAUCUUGAAGCAAUUGAAUGCACUGAGCAAGGAUUACGACGAGAAGCUGGACUACUCACCGGACGUGAUUGAGGCACUGGAGAUGUUGCUGGAAGAUGCGCCUGUGCUGGACUUUAUGGACACGAAGUGUGUUUGCAACACAAUUGAGUGCUUCAUGACGGAAUUGCUGAAGCAGCAUCUCGUGACGGAGAAGCAGAUCGGCAUGUUUUCCGCGCGUCGCGAGAGCAUCACGAGUAGCUUGCAGAAGUUGGAGAUCAACAAUCAACAGCCGUCGAUUGUGAAAUUCGUGCUGAGGGCAGAACCACCGUUGGCGGGGAUUCUGAAGACUCUCAGCACGGAUUACAACAAAGUCCAGGAGGCGCUGCUGAGUAUGCUGUGUCAGGUGCUGUCGGGCAACAGCUUUGAGCUGAUCUUAUCCGUGGCCACGGUCGAGGGGAAGCUGAAGACUUUCGUUUCGCGCCUGAUCAAGUGCAACGAGUGCUCAAAACAGGUGCCAGGAGAAACGGGCAAGGCCGCUCUCACGCGCGCAGCUCUCUUUGACGUGUCCUUCCUGAUGCUGACCUUCAUUGUGCAGACGUUCGGCUCGGAUGUCGUGCUGGACGAGGGCGGGGACAGCUUCUUCGAGAAGUGGGUGCGAGAGUGCAUGGUGGAGAGGAACAAGUGCAAACCGCCCAUGGCGAUGGUGCAACAGUGCGAUCAGGUGAAGGUGGACGAACUCCUGCUGCACCUGCACUCCCCGGACUCCUACAAGGUGCCGCAACUGAAGUGGCACGAAGUGUGCAACAAUAUCCCGGGAGUUCUCUAUCACGUGCUGCUCGCCUGGGAGAACGGACAAUCGCCCACUGACGUGAAGAACAUCCUGGACAACAUGAAGGUGAAGCUCUGCGCCUAUUCCGUGUGUGCCGCAUCCUGGCUCUGCUCCUAUCUGCAGAUCGUGUGCGCCGAUGAUCUGCUGAAGCCCAUGAAUAUGGUGCAGCAAUUCCUCACGGCGAUCGCGCCUGAGGAGAUGGCGCAGCAGGAGAACUUCAAGGAGCGCCUCGGAUUGACAUUCCAGAUCAUCAGGAAGAUGCAGCACGAUUUCCAUCCGGCGGGAAAUGCCAAGAUGCGCAUGAUGCUGACGCACAAUCUCGUGUCCUCGAGUCCGCUGGCUGAGAACUUCGGCGAGGUGUGGAAGAGUGUGCAGGAGAGAGGCUGGCUGCCCGUGGACGCCGCUCAAACGCUGGAGAGUCUGAUGCAGUCAUGUGGGCCGCUGUGGCUCGUGACCAAACUCGUGCAGGAGAUCUUCGCGUGUCGCCACAUCAGCGACAUGCUGCGCGUGAUGGACAUCGCCUUUGCCAUCAUGCAUCUGGACAUUGAGCAGUGCACUGUAGCUCUGCUGGAGGAUUUGUUGCCCAUGUUGCUGCUCAAUAAGCUACAGUGUGUGGAACUCAUGGAGCCACACUCGAGCGUCGUGGCGCGUCUCUGCGUCUGUGCAAUCCUGGCAACACUCGAGACGCCCGGGAGGAUGAAGAAGAAGCGCUCCAGGACAGACCAGGAGGACAUCGAGACACUCUGUCCGCCGCCCAAAGUGAGGAAACUCAAUCCGGACCUCACGGCUGGUGAUUCGUGCUCGAGCGACAUGCCGACUGAGAAUUUGAUCAACCGCGAACCGCCCGCCACUGUGCCAGAGCCGCUGGCGGGCUGUUUUCAGAGUCUGCUGAAGAUGUUUGCCACUUUUGUGACGACGGACGAGUUUUCGCCCAAGGUGCAUUUCAUCUUUCACUUCCUCGUGCUUCUCGUGCAGUGCGGCCGCGACAGAGUGAAACCAUUGCUGCGCCUGUUGCCGCCAGGAUUCGUGCAGAAUCUCCUGAAGAUCAUCGUCACGGAUGACUUCACUCCAGGACUGAUUCUUCGUCUGUACGAUUUGCAAGCAUCACGACAAGGAGCAGUGACGGAUUUGUGUCUUCUGAGGAACAUUCAGUUGCGCAAGGAGAGCAUCAGACUCUGA